Messenger RNA from Hyla sarda, 1415 nucleotides. RefSeq names its product piggyBac transposable element-derived protein 4-like. NCBI's taxonomy places the organism in Eukaryota, Metazoa, Chordata, Amphibia, Anura, Hylidae. The coding region runs from base 369 to 1397 and encodes 342 amino acids. The record is from RefSeq and is a predicted model, not a curated record. The transcript has 2 exons.
AGAAAAAAGGCGAUGGCCCGCCGGGCAUUUUCGGCAGCGGAGGCUUACUCUUUUCAGCCUCCGAAUCUGCCAGUGAGGACGAGGAAGAUCCUACUUUUUUGUGUUCUUCCUCGCCCUCCUCAUCAUCUAGCAGUGAUGAUGAGUCCCCUGUACGGCGGCGGAGACGCCGCCAGGCGAGGCCACGCACCCCCCAUGAAAGUGACCCAGUGGCCCACACUAGUACGGGUGGCAAUGCCGCUCGUAAUAGGAGUCCGGCACCCCAGACAAGUGCACCGAAGCCCCCUUCCGAUGACCCUGUCUGGAGCCCCCCAGAGGGUUACCAGCCACGGAUUCCUGAGUUUGUUGGCGACUCAGGAAUCCGGAUUGACAUGGCUGGCUUCACUGAUCUGGACUUUUUAAAGUUUUUUCUCAGUGUCAGCCUGGUCAAUCACAUGGUGGAGCAAACGAACUUGUAUGCCCAGCAGUUCAUUGCCCACCACCCCGAUUCCUUUUUGGCCAGGUCCAAUGAAUGGCGCGCCAUUGAGGCAGCGGAAAUGAGGACAUUUUGGGGCCUCACGCUGCAUAUGGGCCUGGACAAAAACAAAGUGCUCGUCAUUACUGGAGCGGGGACAUCCUCUUUCAGAUCCCGCUUUACGAUUACACUGAAGCGGUUCGAGGCCAUUCGGAAAUGCCUGCAUUAUGCAGAUAAUGCAGCAUGUCCGCCCCGAGGUGAUCCCGCCUAUGACCGGCUUUGCAAAAAAAUUUUGGAGGCCUACGUACCGCUCAGGGACCUCUCGGUAGAUGAGUCUCUCAUCAGUUUUAAGGGGAGACUCAUCUUCAGCCAGUAUAUUCCCUCAAAGCGGGUGCAGUAUUGCGUGAAGCUCUAUAAACUCUGCGAGAGUACCUCCGGGUACACUUGCAGGUUUAGAGUAUAUGAGGGACGAGAUUCCCGCAUUGAACCCCCAGAUUGUUCCCCCACUCUGGGUGUUAGCGGGAAAAUCGUUUGGGACCUUAUGCACCCAUUGCUGGAUAAGGGUUACCACGUGUACGUGGACAACUUUUAUACCAGCAUCCCUCUCUUCACAUCCCUUGCCGCCAUAUCGACAUCUGCUUGUGGGACCGUGCGGAAGAACCAGAGAGGCCUCCCUCUAAAUUUGCGGGGUGCGCAUGUGAGGCAACAGGUUAGGGACGGCCACACACAUCACAUUCCCAGAAUGAUGACUCAGAGCAUAGGGUUUGGGGCAGGCAUAUUUUUUUUUAGUUUUGGCUAUGCUCUGGGUCAUCAUUCUGGGAACAUAUCCUGUUUUAUUAUGUUUUAUAAUUUUCUGCCCCACUGUACCCCAUAUUACGGGCCUCUGUACCCCACCUGUCUACCCCAGUUACGGCCCGUUGUCCCCCAUAGUGUUCCCCUAUUUUAGGGCUCAGUGCUCCCCCCC